This is a messenger RNA of Mytilus trossulus (common blue mussel), 1427 nucleotides long. RefSeq lists its product as uncharacterized. The coding region runs from base 53 to 1081 and encodes 342 amino acids. The record is from RefSeq and is a predicted model, not a curated record. Lineage: Eukaryota; Metazoa; Mollusca; Bivalvia; Mytilida; Mytilidae. The transcript is spliced from 2 exons.
UUUAGUAACAAGAAACAGUAGGCUUUGUGGUGUGUAACAUAUGUAACAGAAAAUGAAGAAAAUGAAACAAGUAUUGAUUCCAACUUGUUUUCAAACAACGCAUUCGAGAAUGUCGAGUCAAACUUUAUACGGAAUACAAACAAUACAAAACGAAAUAUACUGUAACGUUAAUGAGGAUUAUACUGUUGUAAGCUCGGAGCAAAAUGAAGUGCUUCAUCAAAGAUGCUCUUCUAAAUCUUCCGGAACUAGCUCAGUUGACACUUUUACAAUCAGAGCGCGCAUGGAAAAUUUGGAAAUAGCACUGACGAUGCUUAAUGAAAAUUUUCAACGAAUGGAAAAUGCUAUGAACAAACAAAUAGAAAAGGCUAUUAAAAUCAUUAUAGGAACAACGGGAAAAGACGAAAAAGAGGAAACAGUGUUACGAACAAACGAUAAAUAUUUUAUGAAAAGUGAAAACAAAAAGUUAAUGAAAGCAGUUAAAUUUUUGACAGAGAGUUCUAGGAUUAUGAGAACAGCUUUGUCAGAGCAUACGAAAUUCAUAGACCAUAUAACGAGCGUCAUUAACCAACCUACAGAGCCUGUCCAGGUUCCACUCCAACGAAGGGAUGAAAGCCCAGUUGAACGUGUGCUAAACAAAUACAAGAAACAGAGAGACAGAAUACAAAUAAUCCAUCCUAAACCAGUUAAUCCAAUGGAAGUAUCGGACUACCUGAGCGUGGAAGAUACCACUCGAAACGGUACAAUUCAGUCUCCAUGUCAUUUCUGCAAACUGAACAACAAACAACCAGUUUGGAAUAACUCUGUGGGGGAAUCACCACAACAACCCACAUGUUUAUAUGUAAAUUUUAACAAAGAUACGAACGCAAUUUUAAAAUGUAAUUGUAGACUUUGUUCUGUCCCUCCGUCAGUUGACCAAGACGGUGAUUACGUCACUCUUCUUAAAGAUUACAUAUCUAAUGGAAAGUGUAAUGCAGCGUAUGAAUAUUACAAUAAGACGUCACUUCCUGAUUUGACAAUUCAUACAAAUGUAAAUGAAGAUGAACACACGAUGUUUACAGAACGAAAAGGAACAUUAGUGUGAUUAAACAAACAAGCAUGAGAUAAUUAUAAAAGGAAAUAGAAAUUCAUUGAUAUACAAAUCGCUCGAAAUGCAAACAAAAAAAAGAUAUAAGAAUAACAAAAACUCUGUAGGGAUUUUAUCUAUAAAUUACCAAAGAGAGGUUGUAAAAGGUACACCAUGAGCCACCAAUAUUCCAAUCAUGAAAAAAUAACUACUCGGAGGAUUGACGAACAUCGCUAAAAGCAAACAAUGUUUUAAUUAUUUCGAUGAAGCUUCCUCACUCAAAAAUCUUGACAAGCUGACACAAAAUAGUAGACUUCAUUGUUCCAGUCUUUCUUUUCGUUUGUCUUUCGGUGAUUACUGAUAG